GGGGACGCGGCCCCGGCGUGCGAGCAUGCCGGGCCGGGAGGAGGGUUUGCUCGGCUGGGCCGGGGGAGGUUCACACUGAAGUUAGAGCUGGAGACAGAGGAAGAGGGAACGCUGCCGGAAGCGGCGGAGGCGCUGGGAGCCCGCGGACAGCAUGUAGCUGGGUGACAGCGACUGGAGCGCUACGCAUCCGCGAUCAGUCUGCCUCGGGUGCUGAGGGGCUGGUGCCUCUCAGAGUCCGGAGCCUCUUCUGGGAGGCGGAGUGGGGAGCGGCAGCUGCGCCUCGUCUCUGCUCUUCCCCGCUCUCCCCUCUGUCUCCGGCGCCGUCCAUCGGCGCGGCCCUCCCUCAGCCGCUCGCCCCUUCACCGCCGGCCGGGGGGCUGCGGCCGCUGCCAUGGGGCUGCCCACGUUGGAAUUCAGCGACUCCUAUUUGGACAGCCCGGAUUUCAGGGAGCGCCUGAAGUGUCACGAGAUCGAGCUGGAGAGGACGAACAAGUUCAUCAAGGAGCUGAUUAAGGACGGCAGUCUCCUCAUCGGAGCCCUGCGAAAUUUAUCCAUGGCAGUGCAAAAAUUUUCACAGUCUUUACAAGAUUUCCAGUUUGAGUGUAUUGGAGAUGCUGAAACUGAUGAUGAAAUUAAUAUUGCCCAGUCACUGAAAGAGUUUGCUCGGCUUCUGAUUGCUGUUGAAGAGGAGAGGAGACGACUGAUCCAGAAUGCUAAUGAUGUGCUAAUAGCACCGCUGGAGAAGUUUCGCAAAGAGCAAAUAGGAGCAGCAAAAGAUGGGAAGAAGAAGUUUGACAAGGAAAGUGAGAAAUAUUAUUCCAUCCUAGAGAAGCACUUAAAUUUAUCAGCAAAGAAGAAGGAAUCUCAUUUGCAAGAUGCAGAUACACAGAUUGACAGAGAACAUCAAAACUUUUAUGAAGCAUCAUUAGAAUAUGUUUUUAAAAUUCAAGAAGUACAAGAGAAAAAGAAAUUUGAAUUUGUAGAACCUCUCUUGGCCUUUCUUCAAGGAUUAUUUACAUUUUACCAUGAAGGAUAUGAACUGGCUCAGGAGUUUGCACCAUACAAGCAGCAACUGCAGUUCAAUUUGCAGAACACCCGGAAUAACUUUGAAAGCACUAGGCAGGAAGUGGAGAGACUCAUGCAGAGAAUGAAAUCAGCCAACCAGGAUUACAGACCACCAAGUCAAUGGACAAUGGAAGGCUAUCUGUAUGUGCAGGAGAAACGACCUCUUGGAUUUACAUGGGUAAAACAUUACUGCACUUACGAUAAAGGAACAAAAACAUUUACAAUGAGUAUAGCUGAAACAAAAUCUGGUGGAAAAGUGAAUGGCCUCGUUACAAGCUCACCAGAAAUAUUCAAGCUAAAAUCUUGCAUCAGGAGAAAGACAGAUUCAAUUGACAAACGUUUCUGUUUCGAUAUUGAAGUAUUUGAGAGACCUGGAAUCAUCACACUGCAGGCUUUUUCGGAAUCUAACCGAAAACUUUGGCUCGAAGCUAUGGAUGGAAAGGAACCAAUCUACACCCUGCCAGCCAUUAUUAGCAAGAAGGAAGAAAUGUUCUUAAAUGAAGCAGGUUUCAACUUUGUGAGGAAAUGCAUUCAUGCUGUAGAAACAAGAGGUAUUACAAUCCUGGGGCUGUACAGAAUAGGUGGUGUAAACUCCAAGGUGCAAAAGCUGAUGAACACCAUAUUUUCCCCUAAAUCUCCCCCUGAUAUGGAUAUUGAUAUGGAACUUUGGGACAAUAAAACAAUAACCAGUGGACUAAAAAACUACCUCAGGUGUCUUUCAGAACCACUGAUGACUUUCAAGCUGCACAAAGAUUUCAUUGUUGCUGUUAAGUCAGAUGAUCAGAACUACAGAGUUGAGGCAGUGCAUGCACUUGUGCAUAAGUUACCAGAGAAGAACAGAGAGAUGCUGGACAUCCUUAUCAAGCACUUGGUCAAGGUAUCAUUACACAGUCAGCAAAAUCUAAUGACUGUAUCCAACCUUGGUGUUAUCUUUGGACCAACUCUGAUGAGAGCCCAAGAAGAAACCGUGGCUGCUAUGAUGAACAUUAAGUUUCAGAAUAUCGUCGUUGAAAUUCUGAUAGAGCAUUAUGAAAAGAUAUUUCACACUGCACCAGACCCAAAUAUUCCUCUACCCCAACCUCAGUCCCGAUCGAGUUCAAGAAGGACAAGAGCAAUUUGUCUCUCCACAGGUCCACGUAAACCUAAAGGAAGAUAUACACCGUGUCUUGCAGAUCCUGACAGUGACUCCUACAGCAGUAGCCCAGACAGCACUCCCAUGGGCAGCAUUGAAUCUCUCUCUUCCCACUCCUCUGAGCAGAACAGCACCACCAAAUGCACACCCUCGCAGCCCAGGGAGAAAUCAGGAGGGAUUCCAUGGAUUGCCUCUCCUGCUUCUUCUAAUGGCCAGAAGAGUUCAGGCCUCUGGACUACAAGUCCAGAAUCCUCAUCAAAGGAGGAUGCAACCAAAACAGAUGUGGAGUCAGACUGCCAAAGUAUAGCUUCUGUCACUGGACCAGAGAAUGCCUCUCCACCAACAGACCUGACCAAAAAGAGUUCUUGCAGUCUCUCUGGGCUGAAAAGGUCUUCAGCAUCUUCCCUUAGAUCAAUUCCAUCAGCUGAAGGUAACAAAAGCUGCAGUGGAUCUGUACAGAGUUUAUCUUCAGCAGAUACCAAAGAUACACCAAAGUCUCUACCAAACCCUGAUUUGCCUCCCAAAGUGUGCAGGAGAGCAAGGUUAGAUACUGCAUCAAGUAAUGGCUAUCAAAGACCAGGAUCUGUAGUGGCUGCAAGAGCACAGUUGUUUGAAAGUGCUGGUUCACUUAAGCAGGUUUCUUCAGGACGACAAGCAAAAGCCAUGUAUUCCUGCAAGGCUGAACAUAGUCAUGAGCUGUCUUUCCCACAGGGGGCAAUAUUUUCUAAUGUGUAUCCAUCAGUGGAACCAGGCUGGUUAAAAGCAACUUACGAAGGCAAAACAGGGCUCGUUCCUGAGAAUUAUGUUGUCUUCCUCUAGUAAUCUUUAGUGGACAGCAAUAUCUUCAUGGUAUCCAUGGUAACAAAUAAUAAGCACUAUGAUUUUUAUCUGACACAGAUAUGGGAUCAGCCUGUUAGCUGAGUGGUAGAUUUCCUUCAGAACAAUGCAGCUGCAAGUUACACAGCUCCCUAUCAACGGAACAGAAUGUAAUGAAACAGUUAACAGUUUCUGUACUGAAGACGGUACUCUGUUUAAAUAACUUCCAUUGUUUGCAAAAGGUUGUUCUGUUCUUCUUUUAUGGGUAAGGAGCCCUAGAGCAAUAAAAUCAAAAAAGUUGCUAUUUAGCGGCAGACUUUCAGGUCCUAGGAUGUUGCUCACAGGAGCGUGAAAUUUAGAGGCGAUGCACUCGGUGACAUUUCUUGCAAUCUGUGGGGUUUUAUUAUGGAAAAUUGUAUUUUUUUUCCAUAAUGUAAGUAAUGCUUCUAUUGUGAUCAGAAUUCUCUCUUAGAAAACUUAAUUCUAAAAUAAGUCCUAACCAUUUCAAAUAAGAAAUGAGUUUUCCAUAAAUCAGAAGUUUGAGCUUCUGUUAGUCACUGAGAUUACAAUAAGGCAUAGAAUUUAUACAACUGAUAAUAAAAUCAGUUUAUACACUGCCUGAGCAGAAAUGCUCAUUCAAAAUG
Molecule: messenger RNA, 3657 nt
Organism: Pezoporus occidentalis (night parrot)
Lineage: Eukaryota; Metazoa; Chordata; Aves; Psittaciformes; Psittacidae
Gene: ARHGAP42
Product: Rho GTPase activating protein 42
Exons: 24
Coding region: 392-3016 (874 amino acids)
Biological process (GO): signal transduction
Cellular component (GO): cytoplasm
Molecular function (GO): GTPase activator activity; protein binding
Source: RefSeq, a predicted model, not a curated record